Fonsecaea nubica is the source of this 1233-nucleotide messenger RNA. RefSeq lists its product as hypothetical. The coding region runs from base 1 to 1233 and encodes 410 amino acids. Lineage: Eukaryota; Fungi; Ascomycota; Eurotiomycetes; Chaetothyriales; Herpotrichiellaceae. The record is from RefSeq and is a predicted model, not a curated record. Gene Ontology annotation, biological process: regulation of transcription by RNA polymerase II. The transcript is spliced from 5 exons. Gene Ontology annotation, molecular function: zinc ion binding; DNA-binding transcription factor activity, RNA polymerase II-specific.
AUGAUACGCCGGGGCCAUGUCAAGUCGAAGACGGGCUGCAAGACCUGUGUUGCCCGGAGAAUUAAAUGCGAUGAACUCCGUCCCCGUUGUCACAACUGUAUUCGAGCUAGCCGAGCGUGCAUUUUCGGUCCAAGUGACCAGAGCUAUCCUAGUACGCUUGAGAGAGGUGGGAUUACGUUGGCGACAGACGAGUCUCAUUCGUUCCUAUCAGCCGUGCGCUUCUACGAAUCUCCAACUAUCAUUGCUGGAGAUGAAUCGUACUUCUGCACUUUCCUUGUGGUGGAGCGAGAUACCCAGGUACGUUUGCAAGUGCUACCCGAGGAUCAAUGGCUCCCCAUUGCUGAGCCGAACAGUCUUUUCAAGUUGGCAUUUCGUUUCGAUUUUGUUAGAAACGUCAUAAGUGCCCACGUUGCAGGGAAUCUUGCAAUUUCAUUGAAUUCGUCCGCAAUUCAAGAAGAUGCCUUGUACUACCGGAGCCUGGCAUGUCGGGGUCUUAACUAUGCGAUCAGCGAGUUCUCAAGGACCAACUGCGAUGCUAUCCUCGCAGCAUCGAUGAUUCUUUCACUACAACAGGACAACUGGAAACAUUGGAAGAAGUUGACCGAGGGUACUUCGGCGGUGAUUUCAGCCAUGGGUCCGUGGGUGAGGGAUUCUGAGUUCUCUCCCUCCAUCACGGAUGAUGCUUUCUCCUCCUUCUGGACACAAGACCAGCAAUCAGCACGUCAAUGCACUAUUCAAGCAGGCUUGUAUAUUCCAAAGAGCCUGGAUUGCUUGUCCUCAUUGGGUAUGGACUCUCUUGACCGGUUGUCCCACUGCGUCAAGCCAGAAUAUGAGCUAGCUACGAUGCUCAGGCUACUCAAACGUGGUCUCCAAAAUGUCCGAGACGGUGGAACCCUAUUAUCAGCCGACGCAAAAUUCCGCACGAUCCAUGCUCUGAGGCUCGGCCGGAUCCCUAACCACUUCGGGUCGCUGGCGACGGGCGAUCCUGCUUAUCUCAUCGCCAUUGCACAUCUUUUCGCCGUUGCCGUUGCUAUUUCCAUGACCUUCUCGGCAACCGACCUCGAAUUCUUCAUUUUCAUCCGGCUCAAGGCUGUUAUGCAGAUCCACCAGGCUCUUACACAUGCACCUGUGUACCCGUGCCACUCUUGCGAGGCGCUUCAUGAUGCUACGAGAAUGUUGGAAUUUCCUUGGGAAGUAGUACGGACAUACUGCCAGUACCGAAAACGAGACUGA